CGCGCAACUUUGCAGAACCUCUCCAGCAGCUCUCCGCGCCUCAGUCUCCUCUCUCCUCUCCCAGAGAGAGGAUCUGCGGAGGCACCUCCCCGGGUCUUAGACCGCAGAGUCUGAGACUUCGGGAGAGGAGCCUAGGAGGAGACGGGCUUUCCCCCAGCCCUUCCUUUUGCUCAGAGCGGCGAGAAGAGGCGCGGAGCUUUAGAAAGUUGGGUGGUCGCAGCGGUAGGUGCUUCCCUUUUUGCCCUUACACCGAGGUGGGGCUGGGACCGCCAGACCCACGUUCCCACCUCGUAAGGUGCACCUUUUCCGGCUCCCGCGGCCAAUGCGCACCGGAGCCGCUCUCUGCAGAGAGCGGACCAGCUUCUUGGUGCGCGCCUAAGAGGAUGGAUCGCAGGUCCCGGUCUCACUGGCGCCGAGCUCGCCACAAUUACAACGACCUGUGCCCACCCAUUGGCCGCCGAGCAGCCACUGCGCUCCUCUGGCUCUCCUGCUCCAUCGCGCUCCUCCGCGCCCUCGCCACCUCCAACUCCCGCGCCCAGCGCGCGGCUGCCCGCCGCACCUUCCUCAACGCCCACCACCGCUCCGCCGCGCCGGUGGCCCCCGAGCCCCCCAAUUCGGAAUCGGAUCCCGAGGAGCCAGAGCAAGAGGUGUCCCGCCCCGAGUGCCCUGGCUACGAGCAAGGGUUCAACUACGAAUCUGAGACCGAGUCCGAAUCUGAUCUUGAGUCUGACAUCGACUUCGACACCGAGACGGAGACCGCCCCCACCACUGAGCCCGAGACCGAGCCCGAGGACGAGCGCGGCCCCGUGGUGCCCAUCCAGAACGCCUUCGCCCAGUCCCUCACCCAGCGCCUCCAGGCUCUGCGGGUGCGCAGCCCCGACGCCUCCCCGAAUCGCGCCCAGCCCCGCCGCCGCCCGGAGCCCCGCAGCCCUCGCGAGGGGGAGGAGCCUCAGCCCGCGCCCCGGGCUGCGCGGGACCCCGAAGAGUCUCAGAAGCCCAAGAAGGAGCAGCAGCAGCAGCGCGGCGGCUGCAAGCCCAAGAAGCCCACCCGCCGAGACCAAUCUCCGCGGUCCCCUCCCAGACGGGGACCCAUCCCCAUCCGGCGUUUCUAAUGGAGGACUCUGUCCAGAUUCUCCUUGUUUUCUUUGGUCCAGGUGCGGGAGAGUCUGGUAAAAGCACCAUUGUCAAGCAAAUGAGGAUUCUGCAUGUUAAUGGGUUUAAUGGAGAGGGCGGCGAAGAGGACCCGCAGGCUGCCAGGAGCAACAGCGAAGGGUAGG
Pipistrellus kuhlii (Kuhl's pipistrelle) is the source of this 1277-nucleotide messenger RNA. Its product is annotated as neuroendocrine secretory protein 55-like. The coding region runs from base 384 to 1112 and encodes 242 amino acids. Gene Ontology annotation, biological process: response to parathyroid hormone. The transcript has 3 exons. Lineage: Eukaryota; Metazoa; Chordata; Mammalia; Chiroptera; Vespertilionidae. The record is from RefSeq and is a predicted model, not a curated record.